AUCCAUAAACGCGUGUGUAUCUUAUUGGUAGCCGACGCCGUUUUUCUUGGUCUUCAGCCUGGCCGCAGGAUAUAGAUACAUCUAUAUAUACAUACAAGAGUUUCAAACUCGCAUCACUAAUUCCGCAGGCACACUCGCAGGCAGGAAUGCUCCGUAUCAUUUGUGCUCAUGUUCCUUCCGUUUAUCUGGAAGUGUCUGAUUCUCUGAAUUUAAGGAAUUUAAAAAAGUACGAAUGCAUUGUUUUAAAUGUUUUUUUAAGUGCCUUUAAGUUUACUAAUAAGGUUUGUUUGCCGCCAUUUCUCACUAAAUUUCUAGAAUGCAACAGCCAAUUGGGGAGUACACUAAAGAGUAGACUACUUGAUGCUUGAUGGUGAACUUCUUCACUAUUAUUGGGGAUUUCAAAGCUAUUGAUUCAACUUUAAAGAAUUGAUUUAUAAGAUUUGUAUUUUUAAACACGUAUCUACAGCAAUUUUUUGCAUAAAAUUGGAAAUUUGGAUCAGAUCAUAUUUUCUCCUUUCGAAUACGCAAUAGCAAAAGUUCUCCAAUGGGGGCGUAUCAGUGUUGUUGUUUUCAGCUGCUGGAGAUUUCGCGCGCUUACUUCUGUCACCAGUCCCAUUCAGCCAAUUUAGAUUUUCAAUCCAAGAUCAAAGACAACAUUAGAAAUUUUCUCCAAUCAAACGGAAAAAUGUCCACCGAAAAGGUUCUUCACCGAGACACAUGUGAGUACAAAAACCUCAGCGAGAAAUUCACAAUCUCGAGCACGGACUACAGUCGACAAUUUGCGCCGAUGUACAUGGUGCGUUUGAAAACCUUGCGACAACCUUUGAAAGAGCUAGCCAAGAAGAAAUGGGGCUCCGAUAUCCCUAUUAUUGAGCUCUACCAACUUCAGGAGGGAGAGAUUGAAGAGGCCAGAAAAUGUGUUAUUAUUGGAACACUCUACAAGCAGCAAACUCUGAAGCCUAAUAUACUGAAAGAAAUCAGUGAAGAGUACCAACUAGAACUGCAGCCAACGCUGACUUAUUUUGCUGAUGAGUCUGACAGCCUUGUUUUAGAAGAUGAAUUGCAGAGGAUUACACUCAGCGGGGUAAUUGAUGCCCACAAAAUGGUCACAGGAAUUGUCUUAGCUGCUCUCGGAAUGGAUGACAAACAAGGCACCUUCACUGUUGAAGAUUAUUGCUUUCAUGUUCCCAAAGAACGUAUCUACAAACCAAUUGACAGCCCUGAUAAGUACGUGCUGCUUGUGAGCGGCUUGAGCAUUGGAAAUUCCACAUCUGGCAGCAACUCGAUGUGUGCCGAAAUCAUGCUUGAGUUGCUACGUGGCCAAGCUGGCAGUCCCGAGGACCAGGAGAGGAUGUCCCAUGUUGUGCGGGCGAUUUUCGCUGGAAACAGCAUGCAAGACAACUCGCAAGCAAACAUGCAGUCAAGAAAGCUGAGAAAUGUGCAAGUAGAGACGCAGGACAGCCUCAUCAGUAGCACUCAACGCCUAGACGAUUACUUCGCAGAGCUUGUGACCAGCAUUGACGUCGACAUCAUGCCUGGGGAGUUUGACCCAUGCAGCCACAUGCUUCCCCAGCAGCCUUUCCACCCGUGCCUGUUUCCUAAGGCUUCUUUGUACAACACAAUGCACCUGGUGACCAACCCAUACAAGUGCGAAAUUGGUAAUCGUUUGAUUUUGGGCACCUCAGGCCAGCCCAUCACGGACAUGCACUCCCUCUGCUCUGUCGCCUGCCGACUCGAACUGCUGGAGAAUUGCGUUCGUUGGGGACACGUAGCUCCCACUGCGCCGGACACGCUGCAUUCCUACCCGUGUUUUGAGAAUGAUCCUUUCAUCCUGGAGCACUGCCCAGACAUUUUCUUCGCAGGCAACCAGCCAGAAUUGAAAACAAAAGUGAUCACAACUGAUGGCGGCCAGAAAGUGCGUUUGGUUUGUCUCCCAUCAUUUGCUGAAACUCAGACAGCAGUACUAGUGAAUCUCAACACGCUUGACUGCCAUCCUCUGAGCUUUUCGAUCAACUUGCCAAGCUCUGUCGUUGAAAGAUGAUAGAUAGCCACUUUAUUUGUUAUUUACAAUUGGAAGAGUAGCUGAUUGAACUUAAUAAAAUUUGAAUUAUCUAUAUAGGA
Messenger RNA from Cloeon dipterum, 2121 nucleotides. RefSeq names its product DNA polymerase delta subunit 2 (gene PolD2). The coding region runs from base 545 to 2041 and encodes 498 amino acids. Gene Ontology annotation, cellular component: delta DNA polymerase complex. Gene Ontology annotation, biological process: DNA replication; DNA strand elongation involved in DNA replication. The record is from RefSeq and is a predicted model, not a curated record. Lineage: Eukaryota; Metazoa; Arthropoda; Insecta; Ephemeroptera; Baetidae. Gene Ontology annotation, molecular function: DNA binding. The transcript is spliced from 10 exons.